AUGGAUGAGAUGGGGGCAUCUGUACUUGGUUUUCUUCUACGAUAUGAUCCUUCCCUAACUUGUCUAUGCCGGCUGGCACUGGGUGCUGAAUUUGAAAUAAAUCUGGGCAGUAUUUACAUGAGGAAGUCUGUAACCAAUUUGCAGGACCGAAAAAAGAUUUCCUUGUCAGAAAAACAUCUACAAAUGGCAAAAAUUUUAUCCAUCUUUUUUCUUGCUUGCUUUGCAACAUGUCAAGAAACAGAAAAUAAAAGAUCUGUGACAGAACACCAGCUGCUGAACGAUAGAGGAAGAAGCCUUCAAGGUUUAAAGCGACUCAUGUGGCUCCAUAAUGCCAUGGGGGGAGUGCAUACAGCUAGUGGCCGAGACCUCUCCCAAGCACAUGUCCUGCUGACCUCAAAAGAGCAAGAUCUCUCAGAUCUCUAUGACACCAUGGAUAGAGAAGAAAUGUCUGAUAUGAUGGAGCCUUUAUUGGUAGAGCUCCUGGGGAGGGACAUACCUUUUACCAAAAUACCAAAAGUAAAUCUGCUGCACUAUCUUAAGAAUGGAAAAGGCCAUCAGCUCCUGCAAGAUCUUUCUGAUUUAUUUCAAAUGGAAAGCCAAGAUGGCAAAAGAAAUCUUAAUGCUCAGAUGUAGAUUUCUAAUCCCAGCU
Molecule: messenger RNA, 649 nt
Organism: Thamnophis elegans (Western terrestrial garter snake)
Lineage: Eukaryota; Metazoa; Chordata; Lepidosauria; Squamata; Natricidae
Exons: 4
Coding region: 1-633 (210 amino acids)
Biological process (GO): regulation of chondrocyte differentiation; adenylate cyclase-activating G protein-coupled receptor signaling pathway; bone mineralization
Cellular component (GO): extracellular region
Molecular function (GO): peptide hormone receptor binding; hormone activity
Source: RefSeq, a predicted model, not a curated record